This is a messenger RNA of Acanthaster planci (crown-of-thorns starfish), 2521 nucleotides long. RefSeq lists its product as uncharacterized. NCBI's taxonomy places the organism in Eukaryota, Metazoa, Echinodermata, Asteroidea, Valvatida, Acanthasteridae. The record is from RefSeq and is a predicted model, not a curated record.
AUUCGCUUUGAGUACCCCCCCCACCAAAAGCUGGAUAAGCCACUCCGUGUGAAACAGUAUAUGAUACAUGUAGAUACAUCUGUGUCAAGCCCACCAACCUCGUUCCCAUGGGUACGAUCUUGCCGCGCCAUGUAGGUUCCACCAUACCUUGCGCGAUCAGGGAACGCGUACGCAGCGCAUGGAGUCGAGGAUCCCCCCGUCCCCGAAACAGAUUUUAUUUAAUUGAUCAAACUGCUAGAGUUCAACACCACGUAACAAUGAUAAGGAAGAAAAUGAAAGAAAGGGUUUUUCCAUAGCGAAACAUAAUAGCCACCAUUUUACUUCCUUGUCCAACGUGAUUUCCGCACAUAACGAAACUAGGUUGAGUAACACAGGAGGCCCCGACACGCCAUCUGCCAUCACGAGCGACGUCAGAUGUCUUUAUAAAAGGCGGGCGCGCCACGUUCUCGGUAUCAGACACCACGAACUUAACACCGACUUCGCAAACGAUUCUUUGAGCCCAGAAAACUCCUGACUGUCGAAGAUGAUCGGCCCCGUGGUCUUGUUUCUGGCCGCAGCCGUGGCCGCCUUUCCAGGCGCAGCUGAUGCCGCUCCGCCUGAUCCAAGCAUGUCCGUUGUGCGCAUGCUGCAAGCGAACGAAGUCCGAGUCGACGAGGUAGCGUGGACGGGCCUGUCAGAUGGCCAAUCUCUGUAUGGCGGGUCUCCCUGCUCGUGCCAAGGCAAGGAAUGCGGGUGCUGUCAGUCCGUUAAGAUACCGGCGCUGGGAAUCAAUUCAAAAGCCUGUGCAAAUGUGACAUUCUUGUCUGAGCAAAUCGGUGCCAAAUUGUCAUUAUCCAUCGAUGGAAAAGUCAUCUUCGACCAAACAGUGUCAGUUAAGAACCCCGAACCUAUCUGCAAGAACUUCAAGGGAAGAUUUCAGAUUUGCGGCGAGCUGUACAAGUUAUCCGUGUCUCCAGAAGAGUUCGAAGCCUGCGCCCGCCUGCAGGCCAAGGCUUACGGCCGAGUUAUAGCCACGGUGGACCUGGGCUGCUUCAAGAUCCCCUUAAAGGAAGACGAGCUAGCUCUUGUGGAAUCCACAGAUACCGUGGACGAGUGGCUGGACCUGUCCCCGAGUGUGAGCGCGAACGGCCCCUGCUCCUGCUCUCACGAUCAGUGCCAGUGCUGCCAACGAAUCAAAAUAAAGGCGAUAAAGAUCAACAACAACAUUUGCAUCAAGGUUCAGUUCUUGUCCUCCAACAUCGGCGUCUCCCUGUCCCUCACGAUUGACGGGAAAACCGUUUUCACGAAGACUUUGUCGCUGAAAAACCCUCCCCCAAUCUGCGAGCCGCUGGGAGUCGGCAAGGUGUGCAUUUCCCUCUACGACCUGUCUCUCACCAAGGACGCCCUCAGCGGCUGCGGCCGCCUGCAGGCCAAGUUACUCGGGAAAACGGUGGCGACGGUCAAGCUGGGCUGCUUCAAGAUCCCGUUGCACCUGGCCCUGUACGGCCGCUCCCCCGAGGUGGAGGGCAUUCUGCACAUGGGCGACCUGGCCGAGGCCCUGGCAGGGCCGGUGAUGGGCGGGGAGCUGACCGCUGACAACUUCCCGCUGACUAUUGCGCUGGAGCCCUACCUUACCGCAGACGACGGGGAGAACUAGAGACAGCGAACCAAGCUCGAAGAUCGGGACUGACCCCCAUACCGUUUGCUCCACUAAUAACCCGUAGAGGCUAUGUUUAUUGUUACUAAAAAGAAGACUGGCGUGUUUAUCCAGGAAAGCCAGUUAAAGAAUAGGCCUACGUAUUGAUGACGUCACAAGCUUAUGUUAAUAUUACAGUUUUUUAUGGUGCCAGUGGAGUCACGGUCCACUAAGCACCAUAGGAGAGCAGAUUGGAAAAAAUUGCGGCGUCAUCAGUAUGGAGGUGUCUAUUGACCUAUUGCUGUUCAAUCAUUUCAACGCUGUUUGUGAAAAUACAAUUUUUGUUUAAUUACAUGAUGCACAAAACGGACGCAGAGCGCGGAAAAAUCUGAGUCAAACAAAACUCAAUGUGUAAAAAUUUAACAGGGGUGUUCUAAAAGGUGUGGCCAAAUAAAAGGAUACGCUCCAUUAGCUUACACGGGGCAACCCUGACCGGGGUGGCUGUGUGAAACCACGAGGACGGUGGGCACGAGGUUAAACCCGAGUCAACUCGCCAGGAAUCUACACGUAAUUGAACGCACCCUUAGUGCGCAAAAGACUGGUCCACCUAGCCCCGCCCACUGCACACGAGGGCAAUUAGAAACAUUAAUAAUUAUACUUCUCUCUAAACCUUAUUUGAACUUUAAUAUUGAUCAUUGUGUUGGGAAAUUCAUUCUUUGGUUUCACAAGAUUAAGAAUGUACACAGAACCCAGGGCAGGGUUUCGUUAAUGGAAAGAAUCUUUAAGAAUAGGUGUUGAAGAUCCAGUGCAUUGAUGCAUAGUUGUCUGCUAGACUCGUCAAAUCAUUUUUCAUAAAGAAGAUAGCUUGAAGCUGGCGCUUAUAAUAAAAAAUGCUUUUAAAAACGA